Messenger RNA from Carya illinoinensis, 708 nucleotides. RefSeq names its product transcription factor RSL2-like. Gene Ontology annotation, molecular function: protein dimerization activity; RNA polymerase II cis-regulatory region sequence-specific DNA binding; DNA-binding transcription factor activity, RNA polymerase II-specific. NCBI's taxonomy places the organism in Eukaryota, Viridiplantae, Streptophyta, Magnoliopsida, Fagales, Juglandaceae. The coding region runs from base 1 to 708 and encodes 235 amino acids. Gene Ontology annotation, cellular component: nucleus. The transcript has 5 exons. The record is from RefSeq and is a predicted model, not a curated record. Gene Ontology annotation, biological process: regulation of transcription by RNA polymerase II.
AUGGCCACUUGGGUGGCUUUCAACACGAAUGACAGCUCAAUGUCCAUGGAUUUUGGAAUGAUGGGAGUGAAAAACAUCGGCUCCUUUCUCAUUGAAGGGGAUGACUGCUUGAACCAAGAAAAGAGUGAUGGCAAUGCAGAAGAGCCUGCGGCUGUUCUUCCUCAGAAUGUUUCAGUACUGCACAGAGAGGAAACUCAAGAAAUGCCACUGCCAGAAUCAAUCCUGGAAGGCAAGUAUAACAACGCACCGGAUAAUUCCAAGAAACGAUCUCGGAUAACUGGAGAUUCUGAGACGAAAAAGAGGACUUUACAAUCAAAGAAGAAUAAGAAGACGAGCGACAAUGGCCGAGAAGAUAAUAAUACUGACCUUAUCGGGCAGAGCUCGAGCAGCUGCUCCUCGGAGGAUGACUGCAAUGUUAAUUAUCAAGAGCCGAAUGGAGGCUUGAGUUCACAUUUGAGCAAGAAAGAGCCCGCUUCUUCAAUAUUGAAUGGAAAAACAAGAGCGAGUAGGGGAUCAGCCACUGAUCCCCAGAGCCUAUAUGCAAGGAAAAGGAGAGAGAGAAUAAAUGAGAGGCUGAGAAUCCUACAGAACCUUGUCCCUAAUGGAACAAAGGUUGAUAUUAGCACAAUGCUCGAUGAAGCUGUCCAAUAUGUGAAAUUCUUACAGCUCCAAAUUAAGCUUUUGAGCUCUGAUGAUCUAUGGAUGUAA